This is a messenger RNA of Prorocentrum cordatum, 1539 nucleotides long. Lineage: Eukaryota; Dinophyceae; Prorocentrales; Prorocentraceae. The record is from the annotation of a GenBank genome assembly.
AUGACUUACCGUGUCUUCGGAUCGGCAGGGUCGCCUUACAGCGUGAAGGUCCGCUCCUACUUCCGCUACAAGGACAUCGACCACGUGUGGGUCGUCCGCAAUUCGCCCGAGGCCAUGUCUGAGCACGCCAAGUAUUCGAAGCUCCCCCUGGUCCCCACGGUUGUCUCCCCCGACGGGAAGGCGAUGCAGGACUCCACUCCGAUCAUCGAGGCCAUGGAGGCCCUUUUCCCGGAGCCCGCCGUGCACCCGGCGGACGGCGCGCUGCGCUUCGUGUCCGAGCUGCUCGAGGAGUUUGGGGACGAGUGGGGCAACAAGUGGAUGAUGCACCUGCGGUGGUACUCCGCGUCCAGCGGCCCCACCACGGACGCCUACGCGCGCAGGAUCGCCGCGGAGCUCCGGAGCGGCGCGCCGCCGGACACCCCAGGCCUCGCCGACGAGGUGGCCGCCUUGGCGGCCUCCUUCAAGGACCGCAUGCUGGGCCGCGGCUUCACCGUGGGCUCGAGCGAGCACACGGCCCCCAUCUCGAAGCGGUCCUACCUCGACGCGAUCGUCCUCCUGGAGGCGCACUUCGCGACCGGGCGGCCCUACAUCCUGGGGCGCAGCCCCUCCAUGGCGGACUUCGGGCUGGCGGGGCAGCUCUACCAGUGCUUUCAGGACCUGCUACCAGGCAAGGACCUGCUCCCGGGCGAGCAGAUGCGCCUGCACGCACCCAGCGUCGCCCUCUGGUGCGAGCGUAUGGUGAACCCGCGGCCCGUCUCCGGCGGCGGCUUUGAGGCGUGGCCGACGCUCGCGGGCACGUUGGAGCCGUUUCUGGCCUCCCAGGUGGCGAUGUUUCUCAUGUGGUCCGACGCCAACUCCAAGGCCAGAGGAGAGAAGGACAACCUGCAGACUGGGAGUUGUUUCAAUACGUGCAUUUCGCGCGCGGGGCGGAGCUCCGCGUGGAUUUCUUGGAUCGGCGGAGGGCGCCAGGGGCUGCGCUGGAGGCGCUGGCCGCCGGGAGCAAGGACAUGUCCGUGGACCUGGGCGGCGGGCGGAUCUGGCGGCAGGCGGUCGGGGGGCCGCAGAGGUACCACGCCAAGUCGCUGCAGGAGCUCCGCAGGAAGCACUCCCGCGCCGCCCAGGCCCCAGGGCUGUCGGACAUCCUGGGGAGGUGCGGCUGCCUGGAGCUCCUGCAGGCUGGGCCGGGCACGUCGAGGCUGUAGUGGCGCGUCACGGUCGGGGCACCUUUAGCAACCCCCGAUCCGUGGCAGCGCAACUUCUCGUCGGACCUGGCGGGGGUCCACCUCAAGGAGGUCGACACCCUGGAGGAGGCGGCUUCGUCAGGGGCAUCAUCACCCUCGAUCGGCUCAGUACGCGUUGUCUGAACCGGAGUUGUGCGACAUCGCCUUGACACCACCCUGUGUGUUUUGUGGCAACCGUGGCCGAAGCCGCCGAGGGACUCCCAGAGCUCCGACGUCACGAUUGUUUCGUGGCACGGGCCCCCAGCGUGCUUGACCCCAUCCCCGGGACCAGGUGACCAGCUCUGCGUCCGUGCCGUGU